Molecule: messenger RNA, 471 nt
Organism: Sesamum indicum (sesame)
Lineage: Eukaryota; Viridiplantae; Streptophyta; Magnoliopsida; Lamiales; Pedaliaceae
Source: RefSeq, a predicted model, not a curated record
AUGGCGCUACAUGUCCCAGCAACCGCCGCGGAAACCGAAUUCUCCCGGAAGGACGAAGAUGUAACCGACGUUUUCCAUGAAACCGAAUACGUGAGCCGCGGAUGCUGUUCCUUUUUUCGUUUCCCCUGUUUCAAAUCGGAGAAAUGGGAGAGGAUUUCGGCCUCGGAGAGAGAGCAAGAAGUGAGUAGCAGUGGGAGUCUCUGGGGUAAGGGAAUCCAUGCGGUGAAGAAAGUGAGGGAAUGGUCGGAACUCGUCGCCGGUCCGAAGUGGAAGACCUUCAUCCGCCGGUUCAAGAAGACACCUGCACGGCCCAAGCCGGGGAAAUUCCAGUACGACCCCUCCAGUUACGCAUUGAAUUUCGAUGAAAGCAGCCAAUUCGAGGACGAGAGGAUUUUCCGGGACUUCUCCUCGCGGUACGCGGCGAUCCCGGCGCAGAACGGUCAGUUGAAGGACGUUCCGAUAUUCGCGUGA